Molecule: messenger RNA, 2443 nt
Organism: Penaeus monodon (black tiger shrimp)
Lineage: Eukaryota; Metazoa; Arthropoda; Malacostraca; Decapoda; Penaeidae
Product: venom protease-like
Exons: 9
Coding region: 16-1116 (366 amino acids)
Biological process (GO): proteolysis
Molecular function (GO): serine-type endopeptidase activity
Source: RefSeq, a predicted model, not a curated record
UCCUUAGACCAUGCUAUGCCUCAGGCGUCUCUUCCAGCUGGUCGGUCGCACUCGCUACCUUGUAUGGAACACCUGAACUACACUGCGUCGGGGGAAGUGCUGUCGUCAAGUGGUCCUCAGUACAACGUCUUAUUGCAGUGGAAAAUGCUGUGGCGAGGAGUGAUUUUUUUGUUUAUUUGCACGGCGGAUGGCCAAAGUCUUCCUACAGGCAACUGUGGCUCUCGGAGUGACUGUGGCGGAUACCUCAGCCUCACUCGACGGAAGAGUGACCCUUCGUUAAAGCCUUUUUUUGACACGACCCUGGGCAAAGAGAUACUGAAAUUCACUACCAGAUGCUGCAAAUCACCUCUUAUCCCAUCGGAGCAAGAAUGUGGCUUCCCAGAACCUUCAGGGCCUUUGAAUGAUAUCCAGAGGCGUGGCGCAUGGCCGUGGUUUGCGGCUCUCAGCGAAUACCCAGGCAAGAACUUUCGCCCGACGUCUGGGGGAACACUUAUCACUCGACGCCACAUUCUCACUACUGGUCACACUUUGCUUGGACUCUUUGACCCACAACCGAAAUACGCUCGUCUUGGAGAAUACGACGUGAGUGUUGAGAACGACGCAGAUUACGUGGAGUUGGCGAUUGUGAGGUUCAAGGAAGCGGGAUACAAUGCUGAUACAAGUAGAGACGUUGGUGUCAUCACUUUAGAAAGAGACGUUGUGUUUAGUGAUUUCAUACGACCAGCCUGCCUGCCUUUCAACUACAAGGACGAGGACUUCGUGAAUCAACAUCUAGCCGUUGUUGGUUAUGGCCGGACUUCGGAUGGCCGCUUAUCGAACCUGCCUGUAGCUGCAGUGGUUCCGGUGGUUGACUUGGCUACAUGCAGACAGAGGUACAGAAACAGUCAAAAAAUCUCAGACUCUGUCAUAUGUGCAGGGGGUUACAAUGACGCAUGCACGGGUGACAGCGGGGGGCCACUCAACUUCUUUGACGUCAACACCCAAAGGUUCUACGUAGUUGGCCUCGUGGCAUUCGGGGCGGUUGACUGCGGACAGACUGAUAUACCCGGCGGGUACACGCGCGUUGGAGCCUUCCUCGAUUGGAUUAAUGACGCUAUCAUCAGUGAUACUGCUUGAAAUAAAAGGAGAUAUGCGGCCGUGAUAGCCUCCGGGCUAGUACAGCGGUAACGUGUUGGCCUCUCAUCCGAGGGGUCGGCGGUUCGCGCCCCGCCCAUGCGCGAGAAGUUGCAAUUGUCGCCCGGAAGUUACUGCUGUGGCUGGGCACCACGGUGGGUAAGGACUGGGUUCAGCCGAGUCAGCACCAGCUGACACAUGUGAGCGAGUCGGCAUUAGUCGACACAGGCCGGGCUCACCUCAUGGCAUAGCCCGGGCGAAGCUAAGCUUCGCAUAUCGGACUUAUCCUUAGCGGCCGUGAUGUUUUUUUAUUUUUUGCUUGCCUGGACAUCAUAUUUUUUUUAACAAUGUAUGCAUGCUAUUCUCUUUUGGUGAUAUGGGUUUGUGUUCCAUCGACAGAAUUUUUUAGUGUCUUGCAUAAUGUGGUCUAUGACUAAAAACGUUUUCUUGCUGAUCGUAAAUCUUUCAGCCUGCUAACCAGAGCAUACAGUUAUUGAAAAGAAUAAUUAACUUAUUAGUAUAGCUGCAGUUGUAUAAUAUAUAGAUAAAUCUCAAAUAAACAAGAAUAAAAAGUAAAGAAAGAAAAGAAAAGAAAAAAAAGUAAUUUACGAAAACCGUCCGGGGAUUGGGGGUCAAAACUGCCUAUUUUAGUUAAAUUGAAUUAUAUGUAUUGAUAGAUUUUAGUCUUGAAUCUUCGCUAAGCCUCCCUACGCUUGGUCAAUAUUUGAAGAAAAAGAAACAUAUAGCACUACAUUUGAUAUAUAUAUAUAUUUGGAAGAUUGGCGAGCAGAAUUAUGUCUACAUAUACUGAAAUGUAUUGAAUGUAUCCAUUUAAUCUAUAUAUUUAAGGGUGGGCGUGGCAUAGGCAAUCGUCCUAGUUUGCCAGCCAGCACACACAGGAACAAUACAGUGUCCGGCAGCUGGAGGAGGUACUGCAGCAACAGCAACUCAUAAAUAAAGGGGAUAACGGACGGCCAAGUCUUUUGAGUUUUCGGGUUUCUCAUCGUAUAGUUUUUGAGUAAAAGGAUUGAAUGGUCUGUAUAAUCUGUGAGACUCAUUAUUCGCAUAUGACUUUUAUACCAAAAUCUAAUAGUGAAAUAAGAAGAAGCAAACUUAACCUAUUCAAUUACCCAUGGGCCAAUCUUCGGCCAAACUGCAGGAAUGCAUAAAAAACAAAUAUAGUGACGCGUGGAUAUGAUUAUAUACAACAUAUAAAAGUAUGAUUAUGUAAAUAACGAUAAUCUGUAAAACACUGAAACUGGAGAGGAAAGUAACAAGUGCAUAUAAGCUGAAAAUAAAACACGUAGUUCAAAAAGAAGAAAUCUUACAU